This is a messenger RNA of Coturnix japonica (Japanese quail), 1801 nucleotides long. The record is from RefSeq and is a predicted model, not a curated record. Lineage: Eukaryota; Metazoa; Chordata; Aves; Galliformes; Phasianidae.
AUUAAAUCCUAUGGGGUCCCAUUGAGUUCUAUGGGGUCCUAUUAGAUCCUAUGGGGUCCCAUUGGAUCCUAUGGGGCUCCUAAUGUAUGCAAAUUUAUGCAAAUCUCUAGGACCCCAUUGGCCGCCAUGUUGUCCCGCUUCCUUUUAUCCCUCUCAAGGUCCAUCCAUACAAAGGAGAAGGGGAAACCCUUAAUGUUGAACCCACGGACCAAUAAGGGGAUGGCCUUUACCCUAUUGGAGAGGCAGAUGUUGGGGCUCCAGGGGCUCCUGCCCCCCAAGAUCGAGACCCAGGACAUCCAGGCCUUGAGGUUCCAUAAGAAUAUAGGGCGGAUCAGCGACCCACUGCAGAAGUACAUCUAUUUAAUGGGGAUCCAGGAGCGGAACGAGAAGCUCUUCUAUAGGGUUUUACAGGACGACAUCGAGAGGUUGAUGCCCAUCGUCUACACCCCGACUGUAGGGUUGGCCUGUACCCAAUAUGGCCACAUCUUCCGCAGGCCUAAGGGCCUGUUCAUUUCCAUCUCGGAUCGGGGUCACAUCAGAUCCAUCGUGGACAACUGGCCCGAGAACGACGUCAAGGCCGUGGUGGUGACGGACGGCGAGCGGAUCCUGGGUUUGGGGGAUUUGGGGGUUUAUGGGAUGGGGAUCCCUGUAGGGAAACUGUGCCUCUAUACGGCCUGCGCCGGGAUCCAGCCCCAUAAGUGCCUGCCUGUGUGUAUUGAUGUGGGGACGGAUAACACGACCCUAUUAAAGGACCCCUUCUAUAUGGGGUUGUACCAGCGUCGGGAUCGAACGGCGGCCUACGACGAACUGAUCGACGAGUUCAUGGAGGCCAUCACCGACAGGUACGGCCAGAACACCCUGAUCCAAUUCGAGGACUUUGGGAACCACAACGCCUUCCGCUUCCUAAGGAAAUAUAGGGAGAGAUACUGCAUCUUCAAUGACGACAUCCAAGGUACGGCGGCCGUGGCCUUGGCCGGUCUCUUGGCGGCCCAGAAGACGACGGGGAAACCCAUCACGGACCAUAGAGUUCUCUUCUUAGGGGCAGGAGAGGCCGCUCUAGGCAUCGCCAACCUGAUAGUGAUGGCCAUGGAGGAGAAUGGGAUGACCAUAGAGACGGCCAGGAAGAGGAUCUGGAUGUACGACAAGCACGGCCUAGUCUUCCAGGGUAGAGAGGCCCAAGUGGACAUCAACCAAGAGCCCUUCGCCCACCAGGCCCCGGCCUCCAUCCCCCAGAGCUUCGAAGAGGCCGUCGCCAUGUUGAAGCCGACGGCCAUUAUAGGCGUGGCGGGAGCCGGCCGCCUCUUCAACCAAUCGGUGCUGCGCAAGAUGGCCGCCAUCAACGAGCGACCAAUCAUCUUCGCCCUCAGCAACCCCACAGCCAAGGCCGAGUGUACGGCCCAGGAGGCCUACACUAUAACUGAGGGUCGCUGCCUGUUCGCCAGCGGGAGCCCGUUCGAUCCCGUGACCCUAAAAGACGGUCGGACCUAUAGGGCCGGGCAAGGGAACAACGCCUAUAUCUUCCCAGGGGUGGCACUGGCCGUCAUACUGAGCAGCGUCAGACACAUCAGCGACCGGGUCUUCCUUGAGGCCGCCAAGGCUCUGUCGGAUCAGCUCAGCCAAUCGGAUUUGGAGCAGGGCCGCCUCUAUCCGCCAUUGGCCAACAUCCGCGAGGUCUCCAUCUCCAUCGCCGUCAAGGUAAUGGAGUUCCUAUACGCCCACAAGAUGGCCUUCCAUUACCCCGAACCCAUAGACACCCAUAGGAACCCCAUAAGACCCCAUAGAACCCCAUAGACCCCCAUAG